Molecule: messenger RNA, 1470 nt
Organism: Myxocyprinus asiaticus (Chinese sucker)
Lineage: Eukaryota; Metazoa; Chordata; Actinopteri; Cypriniformes; Catostomidae
Gene: ush1gb
Product: Usher syndrome 1Gb (autosomal recessive)
Exons: 4
Coding region: 1-1470 (489 amino acids)
Molecular function (GO): protein binding
Source: RefSeq, a predicted model, not a curated record
AUGAACGAUAAAUACCACCGGGCGGCUCGGGACGGUUAUCUGGACCUGCUGAGAGAGGCCACGCGCAAAGAUCUGAACGCACCUGAUGAAGACGGGAUGACUCCGACGCUUUGGGCCGCGCACCACGGCAACCUGGAUGCGCUCAGACUGGUUGUGGGAAGAGGUGGAGAUCCAGAUAAAUGUGACAUUUGGGGAAACACCCCUCUUCACCUGGCUGCGGCUAACGGCCAUCUCAACUGUCUGUCAUUUCUGGUGUCAUUUGGUGCCAACGUGUGGUGCUUGGACAAUGAUUACCACACGCCAUUGGACAUGGCAGCCACCAAGGGUCACAUGGACUGCGUGCGGUAUCUGGACUCUAUUGCCGCCAAACAAAUCACCAUUAAUCCAAAACUAGUGAGCAAACUAAAGGACCGCGCCUUCCGUAAUGCUGAGAGACGCAUUAAGAACUGUGAAAAACUUCAGCGCAAGCACCACGAGCGCAUGGAGAAGCAUUUCCUGAGAGAGUCUGCUGCAAUGGACAUGUCAGAUACGAUGAGUUACAGCAGUUUCAGUAGCACCCUGAGUCGCAAGAUCCCACAGUUUAACACCCUCGAUUCCAAUAUGACUUAUUCACAGGCAACCCUUCAGUCCACGGCUAGAGGUAGAACCAAGAUUCAACGACGCCUUGAGAAGAAGAAACAGGGUGAAGGGACGUUCAAGAUUUCCGAAGACGGGCGAAGGAGUGUCCGCUCUCUCUCUGGUCUUCAGUUGGGCAAUGACAUUAUGUUCUUGAAGCAGGGUACCUUUAUCAGCCCACGCCAACAGUCCAAUACACGUCUCAACAUCCGUAACAUGUUCUCAGGUAAACGGGACAUCAGGACGGCUGAAGACGAUGACGAUGUAGACACUGUUUCCCGGGCGCUUAGUGACCCGGGUCUGUAUGAUGCAGCAUACUCUGAAAUAAGUACAGAUUCGGGUCGGGACUCUCUGUUCAACCGACCAGGACUUGGCACCAUGGUAUUCCGUCGGAAUUAUAUGACUGACGGGCUUUCCCGAAUGGGACAGAAUGAGGGCAGCGUGGUGGGCAGUGAACCGGUGGGACGGGCCCAGAACGUCCGAUUACGAGGGAGAUUGCCACUACGUUCACCCAGUCUAGACGAAGUCAGCAUUGGCAGCACGUUGAGUCUACAGGAGAGGAAUUUACAGGAUUUGCCUUGGGAAGAAGGAGACCUGGGUCUGGAGGAGGAAGAUGAUGAGAUACAACCUUCGGCAGCUCCUCUGGAAGUGUUCCUGGCAUCUCAAGGAUUGAGUCACUAUCUCUCCAUUUUUAACCGAGAGCAGAUGGACCUGGAGGCGUUGCUGUUGUGCUCAGAGCAGGACCUCAUUAGCAUUCACAUCCCUCUUGGGCCACGUAAAAAACUAAUGGAUGCCUGCAGCAGACGCAACCGUGUGCUGGAUAAAGCUGAUGGCAUGCAGGACACUAUGCUGUGA